CCAGACUACACUUUGUAUCCCAUCUUUUCCUCCUCCCAUUCGAGCAGCUCUUCAAUCCUUUCCUCCAUCCCGAAAAAUCCAACUUUAAACAGCUCUUCAGCAUCUUCAACUCUAUCGCUCUUUAUCUCUCGUCAACUUCCCUUCCUCCUCAAUCCAGAAGCGGAAUUUCGCCAUGUCUACGUUCGCCACCUUUUCUGCUCUUCUCGUCUCCCUCGCUGGUGUCAUGGCCCAGACUACAGGCACAUCGGUCGACAGUAGCAUCUUGACCAAGACUGCUGACUCUACCGGUCCCUCUGGUUUCUCCAUUCCUGCUCUGAGUGAGCUCACAUCUGGUGCUCCCACUGACUCUACCGUGGCCCUCUACUCUACCUUCACGGCCGGUGCCACACCUACCAUUUCUGGUGCCCCUGUCCUCCCUACCAGUGCCCUCACCAUCGCCGAUUAUCCAGCUUUAGAUGUCAUUCCUCCUACCAACUCCUCUUUGGUUCAGGACUGGAUGGCCAAGAUCGACUUGUCCAAGGUGCCCAGUUAUAAUGUGACAACGGGCGAUUGUUCUACUGAUGCGGGUGCUAUCAGCGACGGUCGAUGCUGGUGGACUUGUGGUGGUUGCACUCGGGAAACCGACAUUGUCGAGUGCCCUGACAAGAAUGUUUGGGGUCUCUCUUACGAUGACGGGCCUUCUCCCUUCACCCCUCUCCUAAUUGACUACCUUGAGGAGAAGAACAUCAAGACCACCUUCUUCGUUGUCGGCUCUCGUGUCCUUUCUCGACCCGAGAUGCUCCAAACUGAAUACAUGUCCGGCCACGAGAUCUCUAUCCACACCUGGUCUCACCCCGCACUUACCACUCUUUCCAACGAGGAGAUUGUUGCCGAGCUUGGUUGGACAAUGAAGGUCAUCAAGGACACCCUUGGCGUCACCCCAAACACUUUCCGACCCCCUUACGGUGACAUUGAUGACCGUGUUCGAGCUAUUGCUGCUCAGAUGGGCUUGACCCCUGUUAUCUGGACUUCUUACACUGAUGGCUCAACCACUGUUAACUUUGACACUAACGACUGGCACAUCAGCGGUGGUACCGCCACCGGCGCUUCUUCUUAUGAGACCUUUGAGAAGAUUCUCACCGAAUACGCCCCUCAAUUGGACACUGGUUUCAUCACUCUUGAACACGACAUCUACCAACAGAGUGUCGACCUUGCUGUUGGUUACAUUUUGCCUCAAGUUAUCGCCAACGGUACAUACCAACUCAAAUCCAUCAUCAACUGUUUGGGCAAGGACACUUCCGAAGCCUACAUUGAGACUUCAUCCAACCAGACUACUACUCAGAUUACUGCUGCGACCGGCACUCAGUCUACCUACUUCCAGCCCAUUGUUGGCACUGCUACCGGUGCUGAAGUCUCCGCUCCUUCUGAGGCCACUGGCAGCACUGCCGCUGGCUCUGCUGCUACCACCAGUAGUGGUUCUGCCGCCAGCGCUUCCGCUAGCGCCACCUCUGACUCUUCUUCCAGCGGGUCUGGUCGAUCAGCCACCAUGGGCGGUUCUCUCAUUGCUCUCGCCGCCGUUGCGGUCGGUAUGGUAUAUGUCGCCUAAAUAUUUUCAAGGCUUUCAAUCUAACGAUCGAUGGGGUGGGCGGGGGGGUUGGGGGGGGGAGUGUGUCUUAUGGAACUAUACUUGGGCUAUACUUUGCCUUAAUCCAUAAAGUAUCAACAGCUGAACCAUCUUUCAUUGUGAAUCAUUUGUCUUUUUGACUUUCCAGAGUUUGAUCCGUCAUGAAUAUCAUGGACUUUUUCAAAUCUUAAAUAUUCGUGGUACUUUUCAUUCGAUCAAUCAGAGCGUGCUGUCAUGCAUACCUCGC
Cryptococcus deneoformans JEC21 is the source of this 1850-nucleotide messenger RNA. RefSeq names its product chitin deacetylase, putative. Gene Ontology annotation, biological process: carbohydrate metabolic process. The record is from RefSeq and is a predicted model, not a curated record. Gene Ontology annotation, molecular function: chitin deacetylase activity. NCBI's taxonomy places the organism in Eukaryota, Fungi, Basidiomycota, Tremellomycetes, Tremellales, Cryptococcaceae. Gene Ontology annotation, cellular component: membrane. Bases 173 to 1585 code for a protein of 470 amino acids. The transcript is spliced from 7 exons.